GCUACUCAACACUCGAAGGCUUGAAGAUGGUUAAAUGCUGGCUUAGUGCGUUUUAAACCGUAAUAAACGUCACUCUCGGAGCCAAGUUACCUUUCCAUUAUGGCUCUGUUAGUUGGCCCUGUGAUGAGGCCUGCUAGCAUUUAUUAGACUGCGCAGGGUCAGCCAAGCACAACGGCGAUGAACUGUCGGAAGAGUUCAUUCUUGCCGUUCGGCCGGAGUUGCCAGCGCGGUUUGUCCUCCGUUCUCCUUCUCUUACUCAUUUCACUAAUCCGCGGACGCGGAUUGUGCAACGUUCAAUAACAGAGGCGCUGCUGAAAGGGUGUUCUUUCUUCAUGCAGACCAUCCGGAUUCUCCUCUGUUCGCAUGUAGCUCCCCUCCUCCCUACAAGUGAUCUAGCCUAGCUCCUCGAGCAUACGGUCGCCGCACUAUACGCAUGCAAUCCUCGGUGGCCUGCGCUGCCAACGUUUCAAUUUGCGGUGAGGCCAAAUUGGAUGUCUUGCUCUUCGUCGCAUUGUUUUAAACGGUCGUGCCGAAGGGACCGAGAUCAAGCCUCGCUACGAGAGACAGACGCGCGUCAAACCGGAUCAGCAGCAACAGCAACCAGUCUUAUCGCGGGAGUGAACCGAUAAAUGUCCCGUUCUGCUGGAGUACUUCGACUGGGACGCCAAGCUUGUUUUCUUUUUUCCGUGCGCCAUGCCCCGCAGACGGCACAAUAGCCUAUCUCGGUUUCAGAUAAUCGAUGUGGAAAUCGCCACUACGCUGUUGAGACGCCCUGACUGUACUUCGAAUGGACCCGACUGGAGCCUCCAUAAUCCACUAUCAUUGCCUCUGUGCAAUAAAGGGGAUGUGACAAAGAAACUGUCGUAAAUUUGGAGAAACAACAAAUAAUAAGAAUAACAACAUCGUGAGUCCCAUCCUAGUCUCGCCUCCGAAGCCAGCUGAGUCAUGGCACCAGCAAUGGAGCAGAGAGGCAGCUCCAAGCCAACUGAGAAGAAAGGGACAUGGCAAGCGUUCCUGGACUUCUUCACUAAACCGGUGUGCUAUAUGAUCUCUUUCUCGGCGCUUGGCAUCCUGCAAGGCUGUUACUACUCCUACCUCAUCGGCAUCAACACGACGCUGGAAAGGCGGUUUGCCUACGGCAGUCGCACGGCGGGCUUUGUCUUCUUCUCCGACAACUUCGGCCCCAUCCUUCUGGGUGUCUUCAUCGGCACGUACAGCCCGAAAAGACACAGGCCCAGAUGGGUGGGAGUCGCUGCCGUCCUCAUGGGCGCGUCGUGCCUACUUGCCUCGCUACCCUAUUGGCUGUUCGGCAAGGCGGAUGAGGCGUUCAGCAUGACGGACCCCGAGGUCGAGUCCGACCUAAACCACUUCUGCCACGACCAGGAAGAAGAUCGGCGCUUCGGGGAACUCAACUGCGCCCAAUCACGCAAGACCGAGACGCUUCCCGCGCUGCUGCUUCUUGUCAGCUGCAACUUCCUCACGGGCAUUGGCACCGCUGUCUACUACUCGGCCGGCACGGCCUAUCUCGACGAGCUCGUCAGUAGGAAGCACUCGGCCGUAUAUAUGGCAAUCAUGACUGUCGUUCGAGGUUGCGGGCCCUGCCUGGGAUUCAUUAUUUCAGCGCUCAUUCUCGCAAUCUACGAAGAUCCAUUUUACAAUCCAGGGUUCGCAGACGAAGACCCACGGUGGAUAGGAGCCUGGUGGCUGGGCUUCGUCAUUCUCGGCUUCCUCCAGCUAGUGUUCUCCGUGCCGCUCUUCUUCUUUCCCAGACGCAUGAGUGACGAUGAAUCGGACAAGCCCAAUGAGGAAGAGAAAGAUAUGAGCAUCAGAGAUGCAUUCCACGCUUCAAAGAGGCUCAUUAAAAACCCGAUAUUCGUCGCACAGAUGUUUGCCCACGUCUUCAAAUGGUUUGGCGUCCUGGGCUUUUGCACCUACGUGCCCAAAUAUGUGCAAGAACAUUUUCAGCAGUCUCCUAGCGCUGCUUCAGUCUUAAGUGGAACGUUUCCAAUAGGAUGCGCCAUGGUGGCGACGCUUGGUGGUGCAUUCCUGAUGAAGACGUUUAGGCCUUCUGCUCGCAUACUUACUGCCAUCAUUUUCGCAACGGAGCUGAUAACAGCGCUGAUCUUCAUCUCGCUCAUGGCUUUCAGCUGUCCUCAGCCGCCAUUGAGAGAAAAGGGAGAACUCAGGUCAAGAUUGGAUCUCGUCAACAGCUGCAACCAGAACUGUUCUUGUGCGACCGAAGUGUUUCAUCCAAUAUGCGAAGGCAAGACAACUUAUUUUUCUCCUUGCUUCGCCGGAUGCUUCACCAAAGGAACCAAUGGCACAGCGCAGAGAGGGACCUACGACAACUGCAUGUGCGUCGACGCAUUCGACAAUGACGGCUUGGCCCGACGAGCGAAGGAUGGAUUCUGCGACAGUGACUGCCCGUUCUUGACCUUCUACAUAUUGCUGCUGUGCAUCGCCUAUGGCUUCUCAUUCAGCACGAAGGCUGCUCAGAUAGUCAUUCCACUCAGGUGCGUCGACCAGAGUGACAAGGCAUUUGCACUCGGCUUUGCUGAAGGAGUUUUGGCAUUAUUCUCGUUCCUGCCCUAUCCUCUGGUGUACGGCUCGCUCGUGGACUCCACGUGCGUCGUCUGGGAGGAGAGCUGCGGUCAGCGCGGCAACUGCUGGGUGUACGACCAGCGCACUUUCAACUACUCCUUGCAUGGCACCACUUUCGUCCUGCUCAUGGUCGGAGUGGCCCUGAACUUCGUCGUGUUCCUCUUGAGCGGUCGGCUCGGAAACCUCUACGGACGAGAGAAGAGCUUCCUGGCAGACAGGAGGCGAGUUCCAGCCCCAGGAGAGGCCGACUUGAAUUCGUCAUCCCGAAGAUCCUCCAAGGGAUCCUUCAGAAAGCUGACGAGAAAUGAGAUCUUUCACAUGGUGGCCACGAGUGAUCCCGACGAUGAGUGAAGAAAAGCAAGGGCGCCAGUGUGGUCCCACUCGCGACCCUUGGCCGGAAUAGGCCGCAGUCUGCGCACACUAGAUUCGUUCGACGGAAGCAAUAGGCGGUCGCGGUUGUCACGCGAAAACAGACAAUACUCGUUCUGCAAGUUUGUUUGCUUUCAGGCCUUCCAUCAGCGAUGACUUGCUAUGUGACUUGGUUUGAGUGACAACAGGUUUAAUGGGCAUUUAGAAUCAAGCAUUGUGUUCUUCUGUUGGAUCCAAACUGCGCUUCGAACAUCGACGCCCGUUGACUGCAAUGGCGUGCCACUCUGUAACUCACUCCCGUUAGCACACACAUCAGUCCCAGACAAUUUGCCUUGAUCAACAAAGUGCAUCUCUCAGGAGUGUGGUACUGAAAGAAACAUUAUAUACAGAUUGUGGCUUCGAGGAGCUUUGCAAUGUGAUUUAUUUACUGAUUCAUAUACACCUGCGCUCAAAUGCCUUUCGGCGACAUUCAACAGGAGCUGCAGCAGACUAAGCAAUCAUAUAGUUUUUUUAACAAUAAAUUAGACGCCCACCCCGUGUCAGUAUGUACUUAUUAUGUGUAGUACGGCUAUAAUUUGCCUCCUUUAGUUGUGACGAACUCUAGAGGCUUGCGUGCCAAACUCUGUAUCGUCAGUACCUCGUGAGCUUAAAUUUUGGUGGUGCCAGCGACAACAGGCCUCUGUAACUACUUUGGUUUUGUGUUAAUGAUGACAUCAAAAACACUGAUGUCAGAAUUGUAUGCCCUGACUCAGUCUCUGUUUUUCAAGUUCUCAUUAUAAAAUAGAACACUCAUGCCUGA
This is a messenger RNA of Dermacentor andersoni, 3769 nucleotides long. Its product is annotated as solute carrier organic anion transporter family member 74D-like. Gene Ontology annotation, cellular component: basolateral plasma membrane. The record is from RefSeq and is a predicted model, not a curated record. Lineage: Eukaryota; Metazoa; Arthropoda; Arachnida; Ixodida; Ixodidae. Gene Ontology annotation, biological process: transmembrane transport; sodium-independent organic anion transport.